AUGGGAUGUGAGGAAGAGUACGAGUUAUGGUAUGCAUUAAACAGUAGUAAGACGAUGUCGUUGCCUUCCGCUGGGGGAUUGCUGAACAAUUUAUACGCUGAUUCGAGCAGUGGCUCGGAGACAUCCGACUACACCACUGAUGAUGACAGUGAGUAUACGGACACUGAGGAUGAGAGCGACAAUGGCGAACUGCCUGAUGACGAGCCCGCGCCCCCACCACGACCUAUCCGACCGUUGAAUGGCAAGAUACGCGUACACUGGGCCAAGUCUGAUGAUGAUAUGGACGUCUCGGACUUUUAUGAUAAGCUCGACCCUCCGGCAAUGGAGUUCCCUUUCGAACUUGACGACUUCCAGAAGCGAGCUGUGCUACGGGUCUCCCAAGGAGACAGUGUUUUUGUAGCCGCACAUACGAGUGCAGGGAAGACCGCUGUAGCUGAAUACGCAAUAGCUGAUGCUAUAAAGCAGGGUGGUAGGGCGAUAUACACGUCGCCUAUCAAGGCUUUGAGCAAUCAGAAGUACAGGGAGUUCACGCAGAAGUUUGACUCUGUCGGCGUUGUCACUGGGGAUGUCUCCAUCAACCCGUUGGCUAGUGUUGUUAUUAUGACAACGGAGAUAUUAAGGACGAUGCUGUAUAGGAAGGAUGAGAGCUUGGCUAACAUCAAGACUGUUAUUUUCGAUGAGGUGCAUUUCGUCAACGAUCCCGAUAGAGGAGUAGUCUGGGAGGAAUGUAUUAUUCUCAUGCCAGCCGAUGUCCCAAUGGUAAUGUUGUCGGCUACCGUACCAAACUAUCGUGAGUUCGCGGAUUGGGUGGGCCGGACCAAGCAGCGUACUGUGUAUACAGUGAGCACUGCGUACAGACCAACGCCUCUGUGCCACUAUCUGUGGUGGAAAGAGAAGCCGUAUUUGCUUAUGGACAACAAGGGAGUCUUCAAUACUGCGACGUAUAGGAAAAUAUACGAUGAGAUGAGAGCAUCUGAGGCCCCAGCGCCGAAUACUAAGCAGACUGUUGGGAAGGGCAAGGGCAAGGGCAAGGGCAAAGGAAAGGGCAAGGGUGUUCACCGAGCGCCAGCACCAAAGCAGCCCCUGACGGGAGAGUCCAAGAUCAGACUGGAAACUCAGAAGCUGCAGGGUAUGAUUAAAGCCUUGGAAACUGAAGACAAGCUACCUGCAACGGUUUUCGUAUUCUCGCGAGUGCGGUGCGAAAGAUACGCGAUGGGAAUGCCGCAUCUCGAUUUGCUUAGUGGCAGCGCUGAGCGAUCGAAAGUGCACGUGUUUUUGAAGGAGUCCUUUUCCAAGUUGGACGAGUCCGACCGAGAUCUGCCCCAGAUACAAGCAGUGACCGACUUGGCCCUAAGGGGCAUCGGAGUGCAUCAUGGAGGGCUGCUGCCUAUUGUGAAGGAAGCUGUGGAGAUCCUGUUCUCUCGUGGUCACAUAAAGGUGCUUUUUGCUACUGAGACAUUUGCAAUGGGCGUGAACAUGCCAGCUAGAUCGGUUAUUUUCUCAUCGAUACGCAAACACGAUGGGUCGAAGUUUCGGUAUCUGCUGCCAACAGAGUAUACGCAGAUGUCGGGCCGGGCGGGGAGGAGGGGCCUUGACAGUGUUGGGAAUGUGUAUGUACUGGCUGCUGAAGAGCUGCCGGAUCUGAAAGCUUUGACUACGACGAUGACCAGCAAGCACACUCCUCUACAGAGCCAGUUCAAGUUGACUUUCCAGAUGCUACUGCAAAUGGCAAAGUUGACACAUUGGAAAGCGGAGGAUUUGAUGAGCAGAUCGUACCUGGAGAAUGCAAGGGCGAUGCAGUUACCUACAGCGAAGAGAGAUCUACAGAGGUUAAAGAAGAGGCAGGCGGAUUUGCCCAAGCUGGAAUGCGUGUUAGGGGAGGAGGAUAUGCAUAGAUACGCCAAGUUGGAAUUGAAGUCCCGGCAUAUGACCAGCGACUUGUACGGUAAACUCUUUAACACUGAUCAUAAAAAGGUAUUCUGCCGAGGGCGGCUGGUCAUGGUGUGGAGUUUGCCGAACAUAAGGGUGUCGUCUCCAGCGGUGAUACUGGAAGCGAGCCCACCAUCUAUGAGCACCUCAGUGAUGGCUACCGUAGAUGUGUUGGUGGUGUUGAGGAGGCCCGUCCCUGAAAGCAGCCCGGCUGGUGAUAAUGGUUACACUGUGAGGAUCAAAAAUCUGCCGGUGAAGUCAGGCCUGCUCUUGGUCACUGAUCAUUGCCUUCCUCAUGGGGUUGACUUUUCUGAUGCGUUCGGUCUGGCUAGAGAGCUCCGACGAUGCGAAGAGGCAGGGCAGUUCGAUGAGCCUUUGGAGCUUGGGAAAAAUCUGAAGCAGAUUCAAACGGAGUAUUUUGAUACGCUGAUUGGCGUUAAAGAUCUCACUAUGACCAAGAUGCACAGUAAAUGCCAUCGCUGCCAUCUGCGGCAGGAGCAUUUCGAUUUAGUGGUAGAGGAGGGGGAGAUUACGCACGACAUUGAGGACCUUGAGUUCAAGAUUGAUGAUUCUUCAUUGUAUCUGGCAUCAGCUCGAGAGAGGAUGCUGAGAGUGCUCAUGGACUUGGACGAGCUUGAUAAGAAUACUAUGCAGAUAACGUUGAAGGGAAGGGCGGCUAGUGAGCUGGUGUUGGGUGAUGAACUCACUCUCACUGAGCUUCUGUUCUGCAAUGAGCUCGGCGAUGCUGAUGUGCCCUCCUGUGUGGCACUGGUCUGUUGCUUUGCGUGCGACUCGGGCGUGUCGCAGAUGUCGCAUGAGGCGGCUGAGGUCCUCCUACCUCCAGAAACGGUGAAGCUACUGGAGAGAGCAAUGGAGAUGCACGGCAAAGUGGCGGAUGUGUUGACCAAAGAAAGGGUGGAGACAGACUGGACUGAAUUUGACAAGCAGUUAUGUCUCGGCAUAGCCCCACUGGCUCAUGCCUGGGCUAGAGGGGUGCCCUUUGCUGAACUGAUGACCGCCGAGCCGAUCUCGAGCAAGGACGAUGAAGAAGUCUAUUACUCUCUGUGGAAACCAGGUGACAAACCGCUACAAGAAGGAGCUGUGGUUAGGAGUAUUCAAAGGUGCGACGAGUUGUUCAGACGCUUGGGGAAGGCCGCUGAGGUCAUGGGCUCCACGGAAGUGGUGAAUAAAGUAGAGCAGUGCCGAGAGGCUAUACGUAGGGAUAUAGUCUUUGCGUUGAGCCUCUACCUAGACCGAGAUGUAGAAAAGCAGCAGUCAAAGCAAGCAGUGGAGGAGGGCGAAGGAAGCGUUCCCGUUGAUACAGUAUCAUAG
This is a messenger RNA of Perkinsus marinus ATCC 50983, 3261 nucleotides long. Its product is annotated as helicase with zinc finger protein motif, putative. NCBI's taxonomy places the organism in Eukaryota, Perkinsozoa, Perkinsida, Perkinsidae. Gene Ontology annotation, cellular component: Ski complex. Gene Ontology annotation, biological process: nuclear-transcribed mRNA catabolic process, 3'-5' exonucleolytic nonsense-mediated decay. Gene Ontology annotation, molecular function: RNA helicase activity; RNA binding; ATP binding. The record is from RefSeq and is a predicted model, not a curated record. Bases 1 to 3261 code for a protein of 1086 amino acids. The transcript is spliced from 7 exons.